Messenger RNA from Carassius auratus (goldfish), 1003 nucleotides. RefSeq names its product dual specificity protein phosphatase 26-like. Gene Ontology annotation, cellular component: cytoplasm. The transcript is spliced from 4 exons. The coding region runs from base 280 to 855 and encodes 191 amino acids. Lineage: Eukaryota; Metazoa; Chordata; Actinopteri; Cypriniformes; Cyprinidae. The record is from RefSeq and is a predicted model, not a curated record. Gene Ontology annotation, molecular function: MAP kinase phosphatase activity; protein tyrosine/serine/threonine phosphatase activity. Gene Ontology annotation, biological process: protein dephosphorylation; negative regulation of MAPK cascade.
AGAUUAAAGCAAACGGUCAGUAAAUCAUCGAGCGGAUCACAGUAUGUGUAAAUGAUCUGCUGUGAACGCGCAGAGCCAAGAGACUCUAUUCCUAAAAUAAGCCCUGCAGUGGCAUCCAAAACACGGCUUUUACUCCCGCACACUGUGAACGGACAGUCUGAAUAACUUUAACAGACGGGCCUGAUAAAGCGUCGUGCGCUUUAAAUCAACCGAAACAACUUAUAUUUAUUGCAAUAUUACCAAAAGCAGCGCACACCAAAUGCACAUUUACACAUUAAAAUGUCGUACAGGUCUCAGUAUUCCGCCGGUACCUCCCGUUCAUCUCAGGCGGGGGUUGACUUCACCUCUCCGGGUUUAGCGGUGAUGGAGAUUGAACGUCUUCUGAUCUCUGGAAGAGCCAUCAACACUAACGCAGAUGAAGUCUGGCCCAACCUUUACAUCGGCAACAUGGAUAUAGCUGAAAACUGUUCAGAGAUGAGAAGGCAUCACUUCACUCACGUCCUGAACUGCGCCCACAGCUCCAGACGUGGCGGCGAGAUCUAUGAUGGCAUGGGCAUCACCUACAUGGGCAUAGACGCGCACGAUUCACCCACAUUUGACAUGAGUGUUAACUUUAACAAAGCUGCUGAAUUUAUUCAUACAGCGCUGAAGGACGGAGGCAGAAUCCUGGUUCACUGUCAUGUUGGAGUGAGUCGAUCAGCAACUGUAGUUUUGGCAUAUCUGAUGCUGAAACAGAACAUGACGCUGGUGGAGGCGAUCCAGAAGGUGAAAGAGGGAAGAGGUGUCUAUCCCAACCGAGGCUUCCUCAGACAACUCAUUGACCUUCAUAUUAAAUUAUACGGCUACAGAAACUAGACACACAACAGCCAUGAGAGACAAUUGGUGCAGACUUUGUGCAGCUUGUUCUUUUGAAAUGUAUUGGAUCCAUCUUACUGAUUGGUAUGGCUUUAUUCGAUUCAAGUGAACUUUAAAUGAACAUAUUAAAAUGAACAUACCUGAUGAA